AUGGAAGAACUUUGUGCCUUGAUAGACAAUCGUUCUAAUAGUGACAUCCUUGUUGUAGUCAAUCGAAUUCGAGCAAGCAAUGCAAUAAAGCUCGCUGCAGAAAACAGGAAGAAAAUGCAGAUAUUCUAUGGUGUACUGUUGCAGUACUUCGCAGUUCUAGCUAAUAAAAAGCCCUUGAAUUUCGAGCUGUUGAAUUUGCUUGUCAAGCCCCUAAUGGAGAUGAGCUUGGAGAUCCCCUAUUUCUCUGCAAUCUGUGCUCGACAGCGUAUUUUGAAAACUAGAUCGCAGUUUUGUGAGUCAAUAAAGAGUCAAGAAGGGAGUUGUUGGCCAUCUUUGAAAACAUUGUCGUUGUUGAGGUUGUGGUCCAUGAUUUUCCCAUGCUCAGACUUCCGCCAUGUCGUCAUGACGCCAGCAAUAUUACUCAUGUGUGAAUAUUUGAUGCGUUGCCCCAUCUCAUCUGGUCGUGAUAUUGCUGUUGGCUCUUUCUUAUGCUCCAUGGUUCUCUCUAUCACUAGAGAUUCUCGGAAGUUUUGCCCUGAGGCUAUAAUUUUUCUACGAACCCUGCUUAUUGGCAGCCAGCCAAAGAUUGCCAGACUCUCAUCAAGAAUCUCAGGAAUGGAGGACAACACAAAACAAAACAAAGAGUUUCAUCCCAUCAGAGAGUUAAAGGAACUUAGGCCCCUGCUUAAUAUACGUGAUGAUGUGCCAGAGAUUAGCCCUGCUAGUUUCCUUUCAGUAAUGGAUAUGCCAGAAGACUCGUCGCUUUUUGCCUCGGACAAUUUCAGGGCAAGCGUGCUGAUCACUGUGAUAGAAAAUCUAAAGGGGUUUGUUGAAAUGUACGGAGGGCUCAGUUCCUUCCCUGAAACCUUCCUACCUAUUUCAACAUUAUUGCUAGGGUUGGCAGAACAGGGAAACAUGCCGCCUGGAUUACAGGAGAAAUCGAAAGAAGUUGCUCUCCUCAUAAAGCAGAAAGCUGAUGACCAUCAUCUCCUGCGUCAACCACUACAGAUACGGAAGCAGAAGCCAGUCCCCAUCAAAUUACUUACCCCGAAAUUCGAAGAGAACUAUGUGAAAGGUAGAGACUAUGACCCAGAUCGAGAGAGGGUAGAGAGGAAGAAGUUGAAGAAAGAACUAAGACAGGAAGCUAAAGGAGCAGCUCGUGAAUUACGGAAAGACAACUAUUUCUUGCUGGACGUGAAGGCAAGAGAGAGGGCCCUGAGGGAGGAAGAAAAAAUGGAGGCACACGGUAAGGCAAAGGCAUUCCUUCAAGAACAGGAGAGUGCUUUCAAAUCUGGCCAGUUAGGAAAAGGCAGGAAGCGCAGAAGAUGAGAAUUGGUGAGGUUCUUGCUCCUGUGCUUGAAACAUUUCAUGCUGCUUUCUGGGUGUUGUGUUAAUUUAUUUUUUCGCCUCCAUGGCAAGCUACUAGAGGCAUGAACCAUGAUAGGAAUCCAAAUUUUGGCCUACUCUGAAGUUGUUAAUGCAAUUUAUUCCUAGUUCUGCACAGUGGAAGCGAUGCACCAGAAUGAUACGGAUGUAAAGAAUUAUGACUUAUGAGUCUCAAUGGAAUGCAAACUUCGAAAUGCAGAUUACUAGGGCAGCAUUUUAAACAUCAUUCAGAUUAGACAUAACGGAAAGGGGUAGCACUAGCAGGAGCGAAAACGAUAACAGAUGGAACACAGAGAGGGGGAGGGGUGUCUCUUAUUCUACUACAACAGGAGGAUAGCCUUCUCAUGAAGCUUUCUUCUUCAUCAUCUACUUGUUGCGAAGAUCGCGGAAGUACCCAGAAGGGUUCCUCUCGAAAUCAUCCCUGAGAAUGCGGGCGUCCCUUCCAGGAGCUUUCAUGGUCUUCCCGUUGGUGCUGGUGCUUUCAGAGCCUGAAAAGAGGGAAGCUAUCCCGUAAGCUGCAGCUGCUACCCCGGCCACAGCAGCAACCGCUAGACUUAUGCCGCUGCUAUCCUGAUCUUUUCCUGAUAUCUUAGAUUCCUGCAAAGAUAGUGUUUUUGCGAGUGUUGGCUCUCUCGUAUGAAACUUGACAAGGUUGGACGUGGGGUUGUGAUGGAUUAGGCGCGUUAUUUAUACUGCAACUUUGGCUGUGUUUCGGUAGUUAGUGGGUGUGCUUGCAUGUAAACUUAUUGGCCAAGUAGAUUGCUCUGUAAGUUCCCAGAAGAGCUUUCUGGAAUUGGGAGCUGCUUUUAUGACUUUCCCAACAACUUUUGCUUUUCAAUUACUAUUACUGUUAUUC
Molecule: messenger RNA, 2242 nt
Organism: Linum tenue
Lineage: Eukaryota; Viridiplantae; Streptophyta; Magnoliopsida; Malpighiales; Linaceae
Source: the annotation of a GenBank genome assembly